AAGAAAAAGAAGAAGAAGAAGAAGAAGAUGAUGAAGAAAACAAAGAUGGCAAUUCAGGAAACUGUUAGCGGACGUUAGAGAAAUUGUCACCUGUAACUCGAUGAGUUGAGCGGCACAAAAACCUUUAUUUUCACAAUUGAUAAACGUCCCCUUCGAUUUAUUAACACCUGAUUUUAAUAACCAGAAACGGAACAAAAUGCCUUCUCCUAAAACCAAAAACAGUGCAAAUCGCAGCGCAGGUGGAAGCUCAGGUCUCAGUGGCAGCACCAACGGCAACGGACGCUACGAGUUCAUGUCGCUGAACCGAACCCCUCCACCCACUCUUCUCCAACGGCAGGGCUCCGACCCAACCGCUGCAGCCAGACUGCGGGCAUCUGAGAGCCCUACCCGGCGAAGGGGCUCCGGGUCCUCCACCUCCUCCAACACAGGCAUGCCCGAAGAGGAUUGUAUGCGGCUCAACCCUUCAUUUAUCGGGAUAGCCCUCAGCUCCCUCCUCGCCAUAGACCUGUGGCUUUCCAAGCGGCUGGGGGUGUGUGCCUGUGAAGAUUCCUCCUGGGGCAGCAUUAGACCAUUGAUGAAACUUAUAGAGAUUUCUGGACAUGGAAUACCAUGGCUGGUCGGGACAGCCUACGGCCUGUACAAGGCUGACAGUGCAGCAGGACAGGAGGUUAUGCUAAACCUCUUCAUGGCUCUCAUUCUAGACCUGAUCCUGGUUGGCAUCGUGAAAGCUGUCGUCCGUCGGCGCCGCCCGUCCCACAACCGCAUGGACAUGUUCGCCACCUUCUCCGUGGACCGCUUCUCCUUCCCCUCAGGGCACGCCACCCGCGCAGCCAUGUGUGCCCGCUUCUUGCUGGCCCACCUGGUCCUGGCUGCACCCCUCAGGGUGCUGGUGUUCUUGUGGUCUUGUCUGGUGGGGCUGAGCCGGGUGCUGCUGGGCAGACACAACGUGACCGACGUGCUGUUUGGCUUCCUAAUGGGCUACUGGCAGUACAACCUGGUGGAAAUGCUCUGGGUGUCAUCACUGGGCCUGCAGGGGCUGCUGGGACUCAUCCAGGGGUGAGGAUGAGAAGGAGGAGUGGAGAUUGAGGAGGGUUAAAGAGGGUGUGGUUGGUGGGAGACCCUGUCUCAGUAUGUUUGAAACAUUGACUGAUCCUGCCCCAUACUGACACUGUGGUAACUCAUAAUUUCAAGACUAACAACGGCAACAACAAAGGCUGCCACCCACUAAUCAUCCAUCCACAUGGAACUGCAAUCAGAAGCACCUACAGUAGGAGCAUGAUGCUCCUCUACACUGCAUCGCAGCACUGCUGCAAAGACCUGGAACACUUUCCACUCUACUGUAUUUCGCUGUUGGAAAAAAAGUGUGUGUGGAAUAUUAAUGUGGUGUAAUAAGCCGGGGGGGUAGUGUUACCCCCAAUACAGUCUUCUGUUCUUCUUCCAGCUUUGGAGGUUUGGGGCUCUGCAGUGAUAUGAGAGAGAGGGAGAGACGUGUUCUUUUAGAGGGGAGAAUGACUGCUAUAGAUUAAAACUUAAAUUGAUUAUGGUGUCUGCGGGUCGUUCUGAAAAGAGCAUAUUUUAUGGAGGAUUCAUUUUGUAUUGACUUAUUUUAAACUUUUACGGUAUGUAAGGCUGAAAAUUGAAUGGUAUGUCUUUUUUAUUUCCCACUGUGAAAUAUACACUGAACAAAAAUAUAAACGCAACAAUUUCAACAAUUUUACUGAGUUACAGUUCAUAUAAGGAAGUUAGUCAAUUGAAAUGAAGCCAUUAGGCCCUAAUCUAUGGAUUUCACAUGACUAGGCAAGGGCACAGCCAUGGGUGGGCCUGGAGGGCAUAUGCCAGGGUUCCUUAACUGGCGGCAGGCGGACAAAUUUUAUCCGCGGGUGGUUUUAUUUGGCCCCCUAAGUUUUCUGAACAAAAAAAAGUUGAAUUUGCAUUUUUGGAUAUAAAAGACUGUAAAAUAAAAAGGAAAUCAGCCCCAA
This is a messenger RNA of Salvelinus namaycush (lake trout), 1979 nucleotides long. Its product is annotated as phospholipid phosphatase 6-like. The coding region runs from base 197 to 1060 and encodes 287 amino acids. The transcript is spliced from 2 exons. Gene Ontology annotation, molecular function: sphingosine-1-phosphate phosphatase activity. The record is from RefSeq and is a predicted model, not a curated record. NCBI's taxonomy places the organism in Eukaryota, Metazoa, Chordata, Actinopteri, Salmoniformes, Salmonidae.